Molecule: messenger RNA, 853 nt
Organism: Drosophila albomicans
Lineage: Eukaryota; Metazoa; Arthropoda; Insecta; Diptera; Drosophilidae
Product: ATP synthase subunit C lysine N-methyltransferase
Exons: 2
Coding region: 204-833 (209 amino acids)
Biological process (GO): regulation of mitochondrial ATP synthesis coupled proton transport; peptidyl-lysine trimethylation; positive regulation of proton-transporting ATP synthase activity, rotational mechanism
Cellular component (GO): mitochondrion
Molecular function (GO): protein-lysine N-methyltransferase activity
Source: RefSeq, a predicted model, not a curated record
UUAAUAUUUAUUACUAAAUUUGAUUUUUAUUAAAAGAUUUAAAUUGUAUGACAAUUAAUCAUAAUAUUUAUUAGUGUAUCGAUUUAAACCGAUUGCUACCAGUUAGUUGCAAUCAUAUGUACAACGGCGAUCAGCUGUGUUUUGUUAUGCGAGUAAAAGAAUUCUUAUAUGAAUUUAUCAAAACAAAUACAUAAAUAUUUGCAAUGGAAGUGUUAAAUGAAAGUGAUCAUAAAACUGUACCUAAAAAGGGUAUGUCAACAGGUGGCAAAGUUCUGAUUGGAGUUACUGGCGGCGUUGGCCUUGGACUAUCUAUUGUUUGUGCUUCGUUUGUGGCUCCGGCAUUUCGCAAAUUCUGUCUUCCAUAUGUGCCGGCAACAACAGAACAAAUACAAAACGUGCUCAAUUUCCUCCCCAAAAAUGCCACCGGUAAACUACUUGAUAUUGGAUCGGGAGACGGACGCAUUGUUGUCGCGGCGGCACAGCAUGUGAAAGCCCUGAAAACCGAUGGAGUUGAACUAAAUCCCUGGCUGGUCUACUACUCCAGGCUAGCCGCAAUACGCUACGGCGUUGGCAAGCAAUCCCGCUUUUUUCGCCGCGAUCUCUGGAAAUUUAAUAUUAAGGAGUACAACUAUGUGGUUAUCUUUGGUGUUGAGCAAAUGAUGCAGGAUCUGGAGCACAAAUUGAUUGCCGAGUGUCCACACAAUGCCAAGAUCAUUGCCUGUCGUUUCCCAUUGCCGCAGCUGGAGCCGCAACGCAUCAUCGAGGAUGGCGUCAAUACCGUAUGGUUCUAUGAUCUAAGCAAACAAUCCCGUUUAGAGAACAAUAAUAGUUGAUAAUAUUAUUCAAUAUUUAG